AUUAUGCAUAGACCUAUUAUAUAUCAAAAAAUGAUGAAAUAAUAAUAUUAUUCUAUAGUUAAUUAUGCAAACUUCUAUGAAAACUCAGAAUUGAACAUUGGCAGUAUUUGUAUUAAAUUUAUGUUGUUUGGUAUAGAAAUAUAUUUUUUUAACUGCAAUAGAAUUUCCAAAGUAAGGUACGUAAUAAACAGAUAUGUUGAACAAUUUCAGGAGCUAGAUAGGCAAUAUAUUUACAAAAGUGAUGUUGGCAAUAGAAUUGUAUACAUUUUAUAAAUUAAUUUUUAGGUGUUGGGUAAGCAACUAAUUAAACAUUCGAAGCAUAAAUCAGUAGUUAUCUAGGUAAAAUUGUAUAUAAUUUGGAAACCACUGGGCUUUCUUAUCAAAUUUUGCCAGCGGAAGGUACAUUUGUUAAUGGCGAAUUAUUUUAUGUAAAGUUGUGUGUUGUAUCAUAAUAAUUAUUGUAAUUAUUAUUUAUUAGUUUAUUAUAAAUAUUUUCUCGUUUUGUAAACAAUUUGUUCGUUUCUAGAUUAUAUUAUAUAACAAUCUUUGUUUCAAGUGUUAGAGUGUUUUAACAAUGUUACAUAUUUUACAUUAUUAUUAUUAAAUUUUGCAAGUUGCGCUUUUGUUUAUUCUUGGUUAUAAAAUAUUAAAAGUAGUAUACUAAAGAUUUAAUUAUUAAUUUUUGUCUGAGUAUUAUCAUGCAAAGAUUUAAUAUUAUGUAGGUACAAUAUAUAGGUGAAUUUUAAAUAUGUGUGUUGACUAAAUAUGUAAGGUCAAUAUAUUAAGCAUCAAUUACUUAAAAAUUCUGGAUAUUUUAUAAUGUCUACUGUAACAAGGUAAACAUAGGUAUUUUAUUUUCAUUAUAAAAAAAAAAAAAACGAGAAAUAUGAACUGAAAAUUUAAAAAUUUUUAGUUAAUAAUAUUAUAAUUAUUAUCAUAUUUUAAUAUUAUAUAUUAUUGGAUAUUUUCUAUUUACAAUUAAUAUAAAUAUGAAUUGUUUGCUCUAUUACUAAUUUCAUCAUAUUAUUUAUUAUAGAAAUAAUUGUGACAUUAAUUUAUACCUACAAAACAAUCAAAACUGAAUUUAUUGAUCUCUGUGUCAUUAUGUAUAUACAUAAUAUUAAACUAUUUUUAUAAGUUUCUUCAAUGUCUCUGUAAACAUUAAAACUGUAACUACAACCUUUAUAGAGGUAUAUUAUACCUAGUUUAACUAAUUUGAUCUAACAUUGUUUUGUGAACUUUAUUACACAAAUAUGUUAUCCUGUUAUCAUUGUUAUUUGUUUAUAUUGUACACUAUGAACUCAUGAGCUCUCAAACUAUUUUGUUCUUUGUGUUUCAUUAACUUUUGAAGAAUAAAAUAAAUACAUAAAUAGUAAUUACAAAAUUAUACCUACUUAACUCAUUAUAUGUAUUUUAUAUAUAAGAUUAUAUAUUUAAUCUAUUUCAGUAGUGAUAAUUCUGAGAUUGUUGCUAGUCGAAUCAAGAAUAUCUCUGAUAAACAAGAAGAAAGUGGAUCAGAAGAUACAGCGCAUAAAGUUGGGUCUAUAAUUUCUGAGAAAGUUUUAGAUAUUUCGUAUGAAAAGAAAAAGCUUUCUGAAAUAUCUGCAUCAUCAUCUAGUAGUUCAUCAGACUCCAGUAGUUCAGACUCUGAUACAGAUAAUAGUUCCGGUAAUUAUCAUGAUAAAUAUAAUUCAAAUAAAAUCAUUUGAUUUUUAAACAAAAUUUUUUUUUACACCUUUAGAUUUAGACGAAGACGAAAUCGAAAGAGAGCAACAAAGGUGUGAAGACAAAUUACGAGAGAUUGAAAGUGGAUUUUCUCUCCUAAAAGAAAUGUUUGUAACUUGUUAUAUAUAAUGUAUAGUUCAUCUUUGUUAAAUUUAACUGAAUUAAAUUUGUAUUCAGGUUAUAUAAAGAAAGAAUAAAAGAAAUUGAUGACAAAUUAUCUGAUGUUAAAUUUUGUACAGCACAAGAAUACCGCAUACCUUUAGAAUUGUUAGAAGCACAAAUGAAAUCUCGAAUUGGAGUAGCUACUGAAUUAAGAAUAUUUAAAUUAAUAAAUUUAAAACAUAAAUUUGAAUCUGAAGAACAAACUAUUCAACAAAAUUAUAAGGUAAUAUUUCAAAGCAACUAUUAAAAAAGCUAUUAUUAUUAUAAGUUGUUAUUUAAUAUUUAUAUUAUUAAUUAAAAUAUGAUUAUAGUUUUUUAUACAAUUGGUUUAUGUAUAUUAUAUUAUGACUUUAUAUGUAAUACCUAGGAAACAACACAGUGUGUCCUACCGUGUAUUUGUUGGAUUUUUUAGAAUUGUUAAUAUUACAUUUUUAUUUUCAUCCCCUGAACAUAAAAAAAAAAUAACUUUAUUCACUUUAGGAAAUUUUAAAAAUAGCCAUUUUCAAAAAAAAAUUAUUCAGACAAUUUUAAUGUAUCACACAUUCAUAUCCAAUUAAUAGUUUCCUAAUUAUAGCUGUUUUAAUUUCUAGAAAAUAGGCAUGAAAACAAUUAAUAUUCAAUAGAAAGUAAAGAAUUACUAUACUGAUUGUAAUUCCUUAAUAUGAAACGUGUUUUUCAUCAGAUAUGAAUGUGAUACAUUAAAAUUUUUUGAAUAAUAUUUUUGACAACAUUUUCUAAAGUGAAUAAAUAAAAUUAUUUUUUUUGUCUUAAAGGUAUAAAAAUAAAAAUUUUAAAUUUUUCUCCAAAUUGAUGUCCUUUUCGAAAACAAACAAUUGAAAAAAAAAAUCUAAACAAUUUAAUAUUAACAUCGCUAGAAAAAUCUGUUGAAUAUGAUUGGAUACACUGUAUUACAUAUAUAUUACCUAGUCAUUUUUGAAGUAUUAUUUUUUUUUUUCAUACAAUGCCUAAGUAUUUUAUGUAAUAACUAGGCAUUUUAUCAACAAAUUUAUACAAAUGUAUAGAAUAGGUAAAUUACUAGCAAUCCAUUUCCUUUUAUCAUAAUGAUAUAUAUCAAAUCAGACAAUUAAUUUUAUUAAUAUGAACACAUUUUUAUUAAAAAAUACCAAUUUAAUAUUACGAUUAUGAACAGACAUUUAAUUUAAAGACAAAAAAUUAAAUUGUAUGGCAAUAUUAAUUGUUAAUUUUAAAUGCGGUUACGACAAAAUAUAUAUUUAUUUUACUAUUAAAAACAUCAUAUUUUUAAAUAAACAAUAUUGAGAGUUUUUUAUUUUUUUUUUUCAAAUUUGUAACUAGAAAUAUGUUUUACUUUUUAAAAAUAUUGUCCAUCAUUUAAACAUUCUAAUUUUUUAUAUCACAUUGUCACUUCAAUAAUUCAAUUUUUAUUAUUAAUAAAUAUUGCAAAAAUUAAUACAUUCUGUAUACUGAUAAACAAUUUUAGACUACUUUAUUCAAUUUUUCAAAUGUUAAGGUCCCUAGGGCAAUGACCCAGUACGUUGUCAACUAGUGAAUAGGAGAAGAGGUUGGAAAUUAAGGUAAUAGAAUGUUUGAAUGUUUUUUUGUGAAAUAGUUUAUUGCAAUAGGCUAAUGUAUUAAUAUUUUGGAUUCUAAAGUCUGAAUGAAGGGAAAAAUUGUUAAAAUACCAAGGGGAAAUAUUAAUAUUAUUAACUCGAUUUUAAAACAGUAUUUUAUAACGCCUACUCAAUUCUCUACAUAUAAAAUUGUGUAGAGAAUUGAGAUUUUUAUUUGAGAAUUACAGAUCUUCUUUUUUUUGGCUCUGGUCUUUAAGACUAUACCGCUAAAUACAAAUCUUGCCACUUGUCCCUGUCUUCUGCAGCUUCUCUCCAUCUGAUAUCUGGAUUCAACGUUUUUAAGUCCUUUUUUACACAGUCUUCCCGCCUCAUUCUGGGUCUUCCUAAAGGUCUUUUACCUAUUGGUUCUUCCUCUAUCACCUGUCUAACUAGAGAUCCUUGUUUACGCCGGGCAUGACCCCCCCACAUGAUUCUUCUUUUUGUGAUCUCCUUAACUAUGUCAGGUCUCUGAAACUAUCUUUUGAGUUCAUAAUUAUGUAAUUAUCUCCAUUCAUUUGUUUCACUGUCAAGGACCGGUCCAUAUAUUUUUCUUAAAACUUUCCUCUCGAAUACUCCUAGUCUCUGUUCUUCAGCUUUCCUCAAUGUCCACGUCUCAGAACCAUUCUGAAGAAUAGGUCUUCGUAAUGUCAUAUACAUUCUUAUUUUAAAAUUUUUAGAGUGUCCUCGAUUUUAGUAUUCUUUCUAAUCCAUAAUAUCCCUUGUUAGCUAAUUGUAUUCUCGAUGAAACCUCUGUCUUAAGUUCAUUAUCUUGAGAAUUACAAAUAUAGAGAGUAAAGUAUAGCUUAACAGUUGACACUCCUUUAUACUUAUCAUUGUUAUAGAUUACUAUAGAGAUUGAAUAGGCUAGAUUGGGAAGACAAUUUAAGGUGUGAUUCCAAUGAAGUGCAGCUAAGCCGCACAGCUUCAAUAUUUUGGUUUAGAUGAGAAGGCAUGCGGCUUUUGUAACCGAUCGGCCAAAGCCGUGGAUUACUGAUGGUUGUCAGUAAACAUCAAAGAAAGUCACAUGUCAGUAGGGACGUGUCUAUAAAAAUAGCUCUAUUAUCUGUUAUAUAAUUGAAUGAUUUUAAAUGUUGAAAAAAUGCAUUACCUAUAUAUUGUUGGGUAUUUUAUACAAUAGGUAAUUAAAACAAUUUUAUAGAUUGCCAAUUAUACUUGGCAUUAUAUAGAAUUAUUAGACAUUAUGUAGAAAGUCAUGAUUAUAUAUUGCUAUUAACAUGCACAAUAACCAAAGUUACAGUAUUAACAUGCAUUUUACAAUUUCAGAAUAACAUAGAAAUUCUAUAUGAUAGUAUAGAAGCUGAUUUAGAAAAUCAAAUUGAACAAUUAGAUGAUGCCCGUAAUGAAGUGGAUAUAGAUGCAUCUCUCUGGUUAGGUCGUAGCUUGACACGCAGUGGACGUGGACGUGGUCGUCGUCCUUAUGGACAUGCACAACCCAAACGUAAACCAGUUGUUGUAUCUGGACCAUGUAUUGUAUAUAUGCUUAAAGAACAUGAGAUACUUGAAGAUUGGACUACAAUUAAAAAGUUAUUAUCUUCAGCAAAGCGUAAAGAAAAUAAAGAUUAUAGAUAUAGACCAUAUUAAUGAAGUAACAAGGUAUUUCAGAAAGUUCCUGUUGGUCAAAUUGGGACACUACAAUUUAACAUUAAUAAAAUAAGAAUUAUUAAAUUUAUUAUUUACUAGAUACUUUCUUUUAUGAAUGUGUAUAUUGCUUACAUACAAUUUUAAUCACAAUUUAAAUUGUAAAUAUAAAUAAUAUAGGUAUAUGAAAAUUAACAAAUUAUUUUAAUGCUUACACAAAAUUUGAACUAUAUAUUAUAUUAUAUUAUUAUUUAUAAGAAAAAUACACUAACAUACUACAGGUAAUAUAUUACUUAAUAAGUUAGAAUACAGAUUUCAUAAUUCAUCUAAUGUACUUCAGUAAUUGAACAGGAUUGUUAACAAUAACAUUCACUAAGGCAGGAAUAAUUAUCUAAACUAUACUAUAGUCGGUUUUUAAAUUUUUUGAAAGACAAGAUUAAUAUUGAUAUUUAUAGGUGUUUAUCUGUUAAGCUUACUUCUUAAAUGUUCAUCUCAAAAGUACUUAUUAUUUUAUUAAAUAGUUAUAAUUAUAUAAUAGUAUAUACGCUGUAGUACACCCAAAUAGAUAUUAAUUUAAAAUUAAAGUAGGUAAUAAAAUAUAAUACAAUUUUGUAACAGAAAUUAUUCAAAUAUGUAAAUAAAUAAAAUAUUCAGUCUUUAUGUAUUGUUUUAGUGUUGAAAAAUGUAUUUUUACUAAUUGUUGGAGAUCCAUCAUAUAUUAUUUGUCUAGUGACUGGAUACUGUGGAGUUUUAGGUGUUUGAUAUUGAUGUUGCCUAGAGUAGACACCUUGACUAAAUGGACUAGAGUUACUGAUUGGAUAUUUUGUUUGUAUAACUCUAUCUAGAAAAUUGUUAAGCUUUGAUGUUGCAACUGUACCUACUUCCAAUGAUUUUGAAUCGUGACAAUUCUAAAAACAAUCCAGUAACAUAUUUUGAACAAAUGAGAUAAAUUUAUUACAAAAUUUGAUAAUUACAAUUAAUAUUUCAUCAGCACCACAUUCUGCAGCUACAGUUGAAGGCGAUUUCUUACCACGUUCUGGAGCCAUAUCCAAUUUUGUACCACAGACUAAAAUAGGUACCUAAUAUAUUUAAGUUGUCAUUAUUAAAAUGUUAAAUAUUUAGCUAGGGAAACCAUGUAAAAAUAGUAUUAAUAUACCAUUCAAUAUUUCAGUCAAC
Molecule: messenger RNA, 6251 nt
Organism: Cinara cedri
Lineage: Eukaryota; Metazoa; Arthropoda; Insecta; Hemiptera; Aphididae
Source: the annotation of a GenBank genome assembly